Molecule: messenger RNA, 2119 nt
Organism: Seminavis robusta
Lineage: Eukaryota; Bacillariophyta; Bacillariophyceae; Naviculales; Naviculaceae
Source: the annotation of a GenBank genome assembly
UGGUUGCUGAUGCAUUCGCUGCCAUCCAUCUUUCGAAUUGAAGCUCUUCUUGCUUGUCCUGUCCUGGAGGUACUGUACUGUACGUCUGACAGUUUAGCUGGCUGUUUGUAUAGGGAGUAGACACACCGCGACUGUCGUUGGCCAGUCCCAACUGUGACUAACCGGGACCGGAAGCUGAGGUGGCAGAUGGGAGAGCAACAACUGUCGUUUUCUCAGAACCACAAACAGCUGGCACCAUGGCCGAUGACAUGGAGUCGACGUCAGCAACUGAGGUCGACGUCGCCCUUGAAGAUAUCAAGGUGUGUUUCUUUCCUUGUCCAAGAGAUGAUGCAGACAACACUUGGUAGCGGAGUGUCCAAGGACACGACGAAUCUAUCUCUUUUGCACUAUUUUGCCAACUUCCUCCAGAAGAAGUAGGAGCAGUGAGAAAUUGCAUUUUCUCCAUCUUGAUGGACGCAUAUUCCUGGUGGAGAGUGAGUGAAUAGUUGAUGGAUGUCCCAGCCAAUUCUGAAUUUGCAAGACUACGAUUUGUGAACCACCAAUAUCAACUUCCUGUACCAACUCACAAGAGAAGAAGAAUAUUUAUUUCAUAGAGCCAGAUUCGCUCCAUUCGAGAAUCAAGACCAUGACGUCCCAUCGACUUGUUGCUGUUGUGCUAUUGUCAGCCGUGGUGCACGGAGGAGCCUUUCUCUCCUCUUCUGACCACACAAAGAAGAGCAUAGUAGGUCAACGGCAACCGCCAACUGUGGAAUUUGCGCUGCGCUACCCAUAUCAGUACGACGAUGAAGUAGCAGAGACAGAGGAAGAACCUCUCCUCUACGAUGUAUCCAUUGGGGUACCAGACGGGUUGACUGGCGGUGAUUGCUGUAGUGAAGAAGAAGAAUGCGUCAAUGUUGACGCACUACGAGCUCGAGCAGGUGUGUUACGACGAACCAUUCUCCAACAACAACAAGAACUGCAGCAAGUGGAACGCAAAAUCAUUUGCUGUUCCCGUUCUUCGACCGACUCUGCCUCAUCACUCAAUGAUGCGGUCAGCCCCGCCGCAUUGGUGCGAUACGCCGUCAACCAAACCUACUCGACCUUCCAAGCCAGUUCCAGUGUCUUGUGGCGCAAACUGCAGCGCGUACAAGGCAGUGUGGGAGUGCACAAUCACAAAUGGAAGGGAUCCGUAGGAGACUUUUGUCUCGCCCAGACUCAUAGCGGUGUCCGCAUUGUCGACAAGAUUUUGCACAAUCAAACGCAACUGUUGCAACUCGUAAAGGACCCCUCCACGCCGACAUUGGUACCGCAUGUCCCGGCUAUUUUGGCUCGAUUGGACAAACUCGAAGGUCACAUGGCACCCAUUUUGGAACGAGUCCUCAACAAUCAACGGCAUUUAGCAUCCAUUGAACCCUAUUUGCCCGAAAUUCUAGAACGAUUCGAUGACAUUGAACCGCAUCUGCCGUGGAUAUUGGAUCACAUUGACAUUCUAGCUCCUUACACGGGUCUGUUGCUCCAACACAUUGAUGAACUGUUACCCUACGCCGCGUUGGAUGAAUACGAAAAUCUCCACGGACGAUCCUCCAAUUAUUACCAAUACGCACUGGCGGAACAAUUGUUGCCCUAUCUGGAAUUCUACGUGUCGCGUCUGGAUACCGUCGGUCCGCACUUGCCCUUGUUGAGACCGCAUGUGCCCAAACUACUCAAACACAAUCGGAUUGCCAAAAUGUCGCCGCACAUUGAUCGACUCUUUGCGCUGGGAUACAAGGACAAUUUGGGGGCCAGUGCCAACAUGGAUGUCUUGCUCUUUUGGUUUGGAUGGGCCUUACGAGUGCCGGGAUUACCACGGCUCUUUUUUGCCAUUCCAGGAUCGCCACGGAUUGUCACAUUCUUGGCCAAUCGACUUCCCAAACGAUUCGUACGGGGAUAUUGUUCCGGUAUUUCUUGUACGGUCGAUGGCGAUUACGGAGUGCAGUGGAAUAAACUGUCCAAGGAAGGCGCGCGGUAGCUAGAAUACGACGAGCUAAGCAAACGAAUGAAUGAAUGGAAACGAUAGAGGCACUACUUGGAACGAACAAGUAUUUGUGAGAUUGAUUGAUAGAAAAGAUUAAGUAAAUUAGUAAAUAGUUGUUUGUGUUGC